UUUGUCACUUACAUAAACACACUUGCUUUCUCAAUAGUACACAAAAAUGGCAGCAUCUUUAGCAAUUGCGUUGAAGAGUCUCUUCGCCGUAUUAGGAUUUUCGAUUGCCGCCAUUGUAAUCUACACUGCCGCCAUUGAUGGCCUCCCAUUCCGCAUGGAGCUUCUCACUCCGUUGAUGGCUGCAACCCUGAUGGAUUCUUUCAUCUACUUAUUAAUAAUAUGGUCCUGGGUUGUCUACAGGGAAUCAAACUGGAUUACUGCAAUACUUUUGGGGGUCUUACUAGUAUGUUUUGGAAGCAUUACUUUAUGUGGCUACAUUCUAUUGCAAUUCCUGAAGCUUUCAACUCAGGAAUCUUUACAGGAUCCAAUUUACUUUGUCCUGUUACAAAGCCAGAAAAAGACUGAAACAGAACAAUGGAGGAAGUAUUCUCUUUUAACUGCAAGAAUUCUAUCUCUUGCUUUGGGCAGUUUGAUGCUAGGGACACUGAUUUACAUCCUUGUAACUUAUGGUUCUCCAUUUCACAGAGAUACUUUCACUCCGUGGAUGACAACAACACUAAUUGAUCACUUUGUCUUUGCUGUACCUCUCUCGGUCUGGGUUGCAUAUAAGGAAUCAAGUUGGCUAAGUGCAGCUUUGUGGAUCAUACCAAUUAUUUUGUUUGGCAGCACCAUCACAUGUGCCUAUAUUGCUCUUCAGCUUUUCAGUCUCUCAUCUCAAGAUCCCGUCUACCUUGUUCUUUUCAGCAGCAACAGGCAAGGAAGAAAAAGAGGGUAUAAAGGAACCUCUCAAACAGACAGUAUAGGAGAGGGUCAACUGAGCAAGAAGUUAUAUGGUUGA
Solanum stenotomum is the source of this 838-nucleotide messenger RNA. RefSeq lists its product as uncharacterized. The record is from RefSeq and is a predicted model, not a curated record. The transcript is spliced from 9 exons. The coding region runs from base 47 to 838 and encodes 263 amino acids. NCBI's taxonomy places the organism in Eukaryota, Viridiplantae, Streptophyta, Magnoliopsida, Solanales, Solanaceae.